GAAUCUUAAUUAGAAUUGCCCGCCCUGUCAACGCCGAUCUCCAAGUCGAACUCACUUUGCAAUUAUUGACAAUCAAAGCUUAAACUGCUUUCUCCUCACCUGUCCGCCCCUCCUUCUCUCUGCCUCAAGCCACAGAGGUAUAUUAGGGUUUCUUCCCCCCUUUUGUUCUUCGUGUUUCUGUUUUGCAGCGAGAGAAAUCUGCGAAUCUGCCUUGAAUUAGGUUUAUUCCGCAAUCGUAAUCGAAGUCGACGACAGCGUUUCCUUGUUCUUCCUCUUCAUAGGGAGCGCCAGAUUCUCGGUCUUGUUCGAGAAGGCAUCGCCAUCUACUAUAGAAGUCUUCCCCGUUCUCUUCGUAUUGAAUGAUUGCCGUCGUCUGAGUUUGUGUAACUUCGAUGGACUCCAAUGGUUGGAGAUCUGCUCAAAGUGGUGUUGAACCCACUAUGGAUACUGGAAGCAGUGGCACUGAUUGGAGGAACCAAUUGCCACCCGAUUCACGGCAAAGGAUUGUUAACAAGAUCAUGGACACUUUGAAGAGGCACCUUCCUUUUUCUGGACAAGAGGGACUUCAAGAACUCAAGCUAAUUGCAAGUAGAUUUGAGGAGAAGAUCUACACCGCUGCAACAAGCCAGUCGGAUUAUCUGAGAAAAAUAUCUCUGAAGAUGCUGACAAUGGAGACCAAAUCCCAAAAUAACAUGGCCACUAUCGUACCUGUGAACUCUGCCAGUAAUAGUAAAAAUCCCUCAGAUGCAGGAUCCCUUGGUAUGCAGUCCCAUGGCAACCAAGGACAAGCACUUCCUAUUCCAAUGGCAUCUAACCAGGCUCAAGCACGCCAUCUAUCACAGAACAUUCAGAAUAACAUGUCAGGAGUGCAAGGUUCUCCAGGUUUAACAUCAGCACUGCCCCCUGUUGGUGUUUUACCGCCCGUUACUGUGCCAAAUGUUGUUGGUCAGCCCUCCAAUUUACAGAAUGUCUCCGGAGUUUCACAGAAUACAGUUGGGAAUGCGAUGGGGCAAGGGGUUUCUUCUAGCAUUUUUGCCAAUACUCAGAGGCAGAUCACAGGAAGGCAACAGCAAGUUGUUCCCCAACAACAGCAGCAGCAGCAGCAGCCACAAAAUCCGCAGCAUUAUCUUUACCAGCAGCAGCAGCUUAUGAAGCAGAAAUAUCAGCAGGGAAGUAUGCCACACUCUCACAUGCAAUCUCACAUGCAGCAACAACAGCCACCGCAGCAACAAAAUUUGUUACAAUCUACUCAGUUGCAGUCUUCUCAACAAUCUGUUAUGCAACCUUCUGUCAUGCAACCAUCUUCUGUUCAACAGUCAGCACAACCUAUGCUCCAGCAAAACCCACAAUCAGUCCUCAGGCAACAGCAACAACUGCAGCAGACUCCCAUUACUCAUCAACAGCAAACCUCCAUGCAGCAGCAGCAAUUGAUGGGGCAGCAGCCAAAUUCUACAAACAUGCACCAGAACCAGCUAAUUGGGCAACAAAACAGCAUCAGUGACAUGCAACAGCAGCAGCAAAGGUUGUUAGGCCAGCAGAAUAGCAUUUCCAAUCUCCAGCAGCAGCAACAGCAACAGCAGCUAAUGAGCCAGCAAAACAACAUUCAGAAUAUCCAUCAGCAGCAACAGUUGGGUUCACAAAGUAACAUUGCUGGCCUACAGCAGCGGCAGCAGCAGCAAUUGCUUUUAACACAAUCCGGUAAUUCUAACAUGCAAACUAAUCAGCACCCAGUCCACAUGCUACAACAAUCCAAGGUUCCACUGCAGCAGCAAGGCCAGCAAGCUGUCUCUACUUUGUUGCCAAACCAGGGUCAACAGUCGGAAUCACAGCCGCCACCGCAGCAGUUGAUGUCUCAAAUUCAAUCACAGCCUGGACUUCUGCAGCAGCAAUUAGGUCUGCAACAACGAGACAUGCAGCAAAGGCUUCAAACAUCAGGUCCGUUACUUCAGCCACAGAAUGUUAUUGAUCAGCAGAAGCAGCUAUUUCAAUCACAAAGAGCCAUUCCAGAGGCAUCAUCAACUCUGUUAGAUUCUACAACUCAAACAGGAAAUGCAAAUAAUGGGGAUUGGCAAGAGGAGGUCUACCAGAAGAUUAAAGCCAUGAAGGAGGCGUAUUUUCUAGACCUAAAUGAAAUGUACCAGAAAAUUGCUGGUAAACUACAGCAGCACGAGUCUCUUCCUCAGCAACCAAAAAGUGAGCAACUUGAGAAGCUCAAAGUGUUUAAGACUAUGUUGGAGCGCACUAUUACAUUCUUACAGGUUCCCAAAACUAGUAUUUUACCUGCUUUCAAGGACAAGUUGGGUGCAUAUGAGAAGCAAAUACUUCACCUUCUAAAUUCAAAUAGGCCCCGUAAACCUGGCCCGCCACUGCAACCUGGGCAACAACUCCCCCCACCUCAUAUGCAUUCCAUGCAGCAGACUCAGCAGUCACAGUCUCAAAUUACUCAGCCACAUGAAAAUCAAGUUAACCCCCAGCUACAAUCAAUGAACGUACAGAGUUCUGUAGCAUCAAUGCAGCAGAACAAUGUGCCAAGCCUUCAUCAUAAUUCCUUGUCUUCUUUAUCAGGGGUUUCAAAUGCACCCCAGAGUAUGAUCAAUUCACUACCCAGUUCAAAUAUUGACUCUGGUCAGGGAAAUGCACUAAAUACUCUACAACAAGUUGCUGUAGGAUCCGUACAGCAAAAUCCUGUGAGUGCUACUCAGCAGGUAAACAUCAACUCCUUGUCAUCACAAAGUGGGAUAAAUGCACUGCAGACAAACCUUACUCCUCUGCAGUCAAGUUCCAAUAUGCUCCAACAUCAGAUGAUGCAGACACAACUGAAACAACAACAGUAUCAACAGCAACAGCGGCAACAUAUUAUCCAUAAACACCAUUUGCUGCAGCAGCAGCAGCAGCACCAGCAACAACAACAGCAGCAACAGCAGCAGCAGCAGCAGCAGCAACAACAACAGCAGCAGCAGCAGCAGCAGCAGCAACAAUUACACCAGCAAACUAAGCAGCCGCAUAGUGCACCUUUGCCAGCACACCAAAUGGCACAACCUAAUCAGAUGAAUGAUGUAAAUGACUUAAAGAUGAGACAGCAGAUGGCUGUCAAAGCAGGAGUUUUCCAGCAACAUCACUCAGUGGGCCAGCGUUCAGCAUAUCACUCUCAGCAGUUGAAGUCAGGAGCUGCAUUUCCCAUAUCUUCACCACAACUCCUCCAGGCUGCAUCUCCUCAAAUGCCACAGCAUUCUUCUCCCCAAAUUGACCAGCAAAAUGUGUUGACUUCCCUCACAAAAGCUGGAACUCCUUUGCAAUCUGCAAGCUCACCUUUCAUUGUUCCAUCUCCUUCAACUCCUCUGGCUCCUUCUCCAAUGCCAGGGGAAUCUGAGAAAGUUAACCCCGGUGUUUCAGCACUCUCCAACACUGGAAAUGUUGGACAUCAACAAACAGCUAUAGCAGUAGCACCUGCCCAAUCCCUUGCCAUUGGCACUCCUGGGAUAUCUGCCUCGCCUUUGCUUGCAGAGUUCUCUAGUCCGGAUGGGAAUCAUCUUAAUGCCCCAACAGUUGUUUCUGGCAAGUCAAAUGUUAAAGAACAGCCUAUCGGACGCUUAACUAAAUCGGUAAAAUCAAUGUCACCUAGGGCAUUGAGCGCCUCAGUUAAUGAUAUCGGAUCAGUUGUUAGUAUGAUCGACAGGAUAGCAGGAUCAGCACCAGGUAAUGGAUCUAGAGCAGCAGUAGGUGAAGAUUUGGUUGCCAUGACAAAGUGCCGCCUGCAGGCAAGAAACUUUGCCACACAAGAUGGGAACUCUGGAACAAGGAAAAUGAGACGCUACACAAGUGCAAUGCCGUUGAAUGUUGCAUCAUCUGCUGGCAGCUUAAAUGAGAAUUUCUUGCAUUUGGCUGGUUCAGAGGCAUCUGACUUAGAAUCAACUGCAACAUCUGGUAUCAAGAGGCGUAGGUUGCAGGUUAAUCAUGCCCUUUUGGAAGAAAUAAGGGAGAUAAAUCAGCGUCUUAUUGAUACAAUUGUGGAUAUAAGUAGUGAAGAUAUUGAUCCAACUGCAGCAGCUGCAGCAGCGGCUGAAGGUGGUGAAGGAACCAUUGUCAAGUGCUCCUUCAGUGCCAUUGCUCUCAGUCCAAAUUUGAAGUCUCAGUAUGCUUCUGCCCAAAUGUCACCGAUUCAGCCCUUAAGGUUGCUUGUUCCCACAAAUUAUCCAAAUUCUUCCCCGAUAUUGUUGGACAAGUUUCCGAUUGAAAUUAGCAAGGAGCAUGAGGAUCUAUCGAUAAAGGCAAAGUCGAGGUUUAGCAUCUCUCUCCGAAACUUGUCACAACCAAUGUCACUCGGUGACAUUGCAAGGACUUGGGAUAUCUGUGCCCGGGCAGUAAUAUCUGAGUAUGCGCAACAAAGCCACGGUGGGACUUUCAGCUCAAAGUAUGGAACUUGGGAGAACUGCUUGAGUGCUGCUUGAAAAACUACUUCAGAAUGGAUGGGUGAGAGAAUUUUGGACUUUGAGCGAAGCUGUUGCUGCUGUUUGGACAACCCAUCAUUCUGGGAUUCCAAAGAACAUGGCUUUAGCGCUGUGUGUACAUUUAGGCCUGUGAAACGGUUGCCAGUUUGGCCGUGUGGUAUAUUAUGUAAUUACUUGUGUGCUGGGUUGUGUUGCCAUGGAUCUCCUAUUGGGUGAAAGAUAAGAGAUAUUGGCUAUACAAAUGGGAAUAGAAUUGGGGAACAUGAUCCAACAACUUGAACCUCUUUUUUAUGUUCCAGGGCAAGUGCUCAACCUAGGACAAGUGGCAUUAGAUUGAAGACAGUUUUAAUUUUGACCAAGCUUUCAAUAUGGAGUAGCUUUGGUAAA
Messenger RNA from Diospyros lotus (date-plum), 4835 nucleotides. Its product is annotated as mediator of RNA polymerase II transcription subunit 15a. Gene Ontology annotation, biological process: regulation of DNA-templated transcription. The coding region runs from base 393 to 4448 and encodes 1351 amino acids. Gene Ontology annotation, molecular function: chromatin DNA binding; transcription coactivator activity. The transcript has 13 exons. The record is from RefSeq and is a predicted model, not a curated record. NCBI's taxonomy places the organism in Eukaryota, Viridiplantae, Streptophyta, Magnoliopsida, Ericales, Ebenaceae.